CAUACACGAGUUAGAGACAAAACUUUGACUGACUUGGUGUAGUGAUCCGAAAUAUGAAACAUGGCUCAUCUUACCCCACUCUCCCCCUACUCGAAAUUCAACCUAAUUAACAGCCCAAUUUACUUAUUUUAGUGAGCAAUGUCGCCCCCUGCUGGCUCAUUAAACAUGUGGAGGCUAAUUGCUGUACACAUCCAAGUGCACGAAGUGUGGCAAAAAUCCCAAUUCUUCCUCUUUCUGUCAGUUCACCUCCACUGUCGUGGCUCUGACACACUCGUGCACGAUGUAAACAAGGCGAGGACAGUCUGAUGGGGAAAUCUUGGAGCUUCGAGGAUGAUCAGACUCUUCCAGAUGUUAGGGGCGGAUCUGCGCGUUCAUGUCUCCAGGGUCACACCUUGUCCAGCCAGCUGUGUUUGAGGAAGAUGACUCCCCGCUGACUUGAGUGAGACAACACAACCCUUCGAGUAAAAGACAAGCAGAGGAAAAGGGAAAAUAGGACUGCGAUGACACAUUCAACAGCCUUAACUGGAGAACUUGACAGCAUGCUUGAACAAAUGCUGGCUCCUCCACUGGGCAUGCUCCAUCUGCUGUGAGAGAAGAGCUGGGCACGGUGUGAAUAACAGGCAGUUUGGGCGUUUUUUUGGAGGAGGAUUGUCGCCCUCUCAUCAUCACCACCAUCAUCAUCUUAUUCCUUUUUUGUCAUUAAACCAAGCAGCAAAGAAAAACAGCUCAACCCCUCCUCUUCUACACAGACUGUUGUUUUCGACCUGGUGAUGUAUGAAUGACAGUGAAAGUCUCUGAGGGAAGGAGAUCAUCUCUCCGCUGAGACAAAGACCUGCUGCAGCCUACAGCGUUGAUGCACGCAGAGAAGGAGCGGGGCUGCGCGUCGGUGUGAAGGAGGUGAGUCUGUAGGCAGCAGCAGCAACAAACAGAGGAGGAAGGCAGGAGAAGGAAGCAGAGACGAGGAGUCUUCAACAGGCGCUGUCCUCUCAGCACCACCACCACCGCAGUCACCUUGUUGUCAAAGUCAUAAACCUGCUCAGGACUGAUCGGAUCAAUAAGGAAACUAUAAGGGAUCCCAGUGAGCUGGCGCUGAGGGAACGGUGCCAGCCUUUUUUAUCUCGACAUCUUGGAUGUAGCGAUGAUGUGACGUCCAUUCUUGAUGUGAUGCCAUUGGCUGCAAUCAUUUUGGAUUUUGAUUCCGUACCCUCCAGUGUGUCCGGCAGCUACACGCGCGGUGUCUCCUCCAAUUUACGGUGUUUGUAGAAAACACUGAAGGGUUACACGGGGAUGUAGGCAAGCUUUUUUUCAUAGUUGGUGAGACACGACAGGUCGCCUCAACGAGCUGCUUUCCUUAUAUAAUUGUUGAUCUCUGCUGUGCAUGGAGACACGGUGCGCCUAGACUCACCUUUGCGAUGAAGGGAACUUAUUGGAGAAAUGCCUAGGGGACGCAAUGGGCCUGAGCGACGACAAGGAUCGCAUUGUGAUCAACGUGGGAGGGAUCAGACAUCAGACAUACCGCAGCACCCUGCGCACCCUACCUGGCACUCGCUUGUCCUGGCUGGCCGAGCCUGAUGCCCCCAACCACUUUGACUAUGACGCCAAAAUCGAAGAGUUCUUCUUCGACCGCCACCCUGGCGUUUUUGCACACAUCCUCAAUUACUACAGGACAGGUAAGCUGCACUGCCCGGCUGAUGUCUGCGGGCCUCUCUAUGAGGAAGAGCUGGCCUUCUGGGGCAUCGAUGAGACAGACGUGGAGCCAUGCUGCUGGAUGACCUAUCGCCAGCACCGGGAGGCAGAGGAGGCCCUUGAUAGUUUCGGUGGGGGGGGAUUGUUAGAUCUGGUAAAUGAUGAUACGGAGCCAGAGCAGCAGGAGCAUGCUGAGGAUGAUGUGGAUGAGAUGACAAGGAGGUUGGCUCAGGCGGACACACAUGAUGCCAGGAGUGGGAGCCUGUGGAGCCGCUGGCAGAAACAUGUUUGGGCUCUGUUUGAAGACCCCUACUCCUCUAAAUAUGCAAGGGUGAGUUCCUUUUAAAGAUGUCUUUCUCUUCUCUUUGUUCUUCCUUUUGAACCCGAGCUCUCAAAACUUAAUUAGGAGUUAUAGUGGUUACAUUUUGAGAUAUGAGAAAUCAAUGAGAAACGUCUAAUAGUCUGUUGGGACUGUCAGAGCUUCAUGAAUGGGAGUCUAGUUGUGAAAGUGCCUGCCUUUGUCCCCAGAGAGUGAGCUGGAGAUUGAUAGAUCUGGGAGGUUCAGAUGGGCUUUUGAUGACCUUGAAAUUGCCCUCCCAAGGGUCUCCACACACAGAAAGGGGGAGGGGGAGGUGAGGGAUGGGGCUUGUCAGCCUCAGACCUCAUCUUUCAAAACAAUUCACACGCUCAUUCUCCAAACCGCCUCCAUCUCGAAAUAGACACAGACCCUUAAUUGUGACUGUAACAGGUCUUUGGACUGAUAUUUCCAGGACACAGGGAUCCCUAGGAAGUCUGGCUCUUGGGUCGGCUACAUAUUAGGAAACCAGAACUUUGGCACCACUAGAAAUUUGGCGGCAGGCCUCCAGACAAAAUGAGGUUGCUGAUAGAAGGGACAGUUUCGCUCUUUAUACUGGGCACUUUUCCAUCUGGGCACAAUGCCUCUGGAUGGUGAGGAUGAAAGAAUUUACACCUUCAGAUUUUUCUCUUUUUUUUUGACCAGUGCUCCCGACAAAGGUCUCUAUGCUGCCUGCUGGUAUAACAGCUGUAGCACACUCAUUGGUAUAAUUACUUAACAGGUCUGUUCAGCAAAGUGUAAACUGUAUUGACAUGUUGCCACUCUUACAGCAAGCGUAGGUGAAAGAUGUUUAUCCAGCCCACACACACACAAACUUUCAUUACAUUUCCCCCUCUAAAUGCAGAGAAACUUCCCAAAGCAGGAAAACUCCUCAGACAUGUCCUACAUUUCACAGUGAGCCAGACAAAGCAGAGAUUAAAGAUUGACAGUGCUCCACCAAGACAGUCAAGAAGAUUAAUUAGAACUGAGCCUCAGAGUUAAUCACAGCCUCUAUUCACAGUGGAUCCAUCAGUGGAAAACCCUUGUCACUGCGUGUGACUGCAGGACUGUGGUUUGCCAGCAACAGUGAGAAUAAGCCAAUAAGGAGCAAACGGUCACUGCCUGUCACCCCCCUCUUCCUCCACAUUCUUCCUAAGUGUCAAAAAGUCACAUAAAUUGGUGUAAGAGAUGGUCUGAUGAGAUGCAGGGUUUGUUUAAGAGAGAGAAGAGUGGGAUGUUUGCAGAGCCUGUGUGUCAGAAGGCAUCUGCGGCCUGGAAGCAUCCCAUCAGAAUGAGGAUUUAUCACCAUUGUGGUCACUCUGAUGGGGGUGUUUAUUCUUUUGUUUAUUGCAGAUUUUUGCUAGAAAAGCUUCAGUCCACAAGAGCUGCAACUGAGAAGCAUUUUGUACAUCAAAACGUUCGAACUUCUUUUCUCUAUGACCAUUAAAUAUAUAUUUGGACUAGAGAAAAAAACUCCUAACAUGAAUUUCACUAGAAUUACUACAAAUCAUGAAAACGUUUCAGUUAACAAAAACCAAGAAAACAUGCAGAUGUUUUUGUUGUAGAAAUCAAGUUAACCCCGGAGUGUGUCUGAUAAAAUUUCUCUCUGUUCUCUCAAACAAUUGACUGUUCAUUUGAGCUCUGCUGGCAUUCAAGAUAUAAACAUGUUUGUAGAGACAAAUCCUGAUUCACUCACUAAAGCCCACACGCAUAAAUGAGUUGAGUGCAGCAGGUGGUACUCAAACGAGCUAAUUUACUUCCAUUUAUGCAGGACUGUAUCUCAUUGAAAUAAGGAAAAGAAAAAAGGAAAGAAAAACACUCAUUCACUUAUAAGUUUUCAUUCAUGUAAUUAUCACAAAACAGCUAAAAAUAAAUACGUGUGGUCUUGGGGGACCUUAGCGAGGGUACUUGCCUCAAUAAUCCAGUCAUCUCUGUUGUUUUCAGUGUGUAAUUAUUUGAAGAUGAAGUCUUGGGUGUGAUAGAACUGGUGGUAUCAUAUUAAAGGAUGUACUUGUUACUUUGUACAGUACAUACUGUAGAGGGGGUGGACAAAACAACAAUAUUAUGCAACCUAAUACCUUAACACCUCGCAGACAAUACUAAUGCCUCAAGAAUUGACACAAAAAUCUCUCUUACACUCCACAAACAAAAGCUGGAGGCGAGCUCAACAAGAGAACAUUUUAAGAUUGUCUGUUUGAUUAGGUUCAGAAUUAAAUCAGUAUUGUCUACACUCUAUUUCUGUUCCCCAGCUUUUGACAUUUAACUAGGUCUUGGUCUGAAUGAGACAUCAGGAUCAGGAUAAACAGACAAAAAGGAUGAAGAAGCGGAAUCAUUGCGAUUACACUCCUUUGACAUUGUUUGUUUAUGCUGAACCGAAUGAUGAUUCUUGUCUUCAUUAAAGCUGGUGAAUGCUCUUUUAGCUCAGCACGAUUUGUCUGAAUGAACAAAGAGGACAGCCUCGCUGAAAGAACAAAAGUCAGUGUGUGCUGUAGUCUCUGCUAGCGAACCAUUUCCCUCUGGACUAUCAUACCAGCAUGGGUUGGAAGCAGACAUUCAUAAGCAGCAGCGAUUUCCGUGGCACAAUGCAAUGAAUUGCCAGUGAUGAAAUGAUUUGCUGAGAGCCUGUUUUCCAUCUUGGUUGCAUGCUUGCUUUAGUGGCACACUGAAUAGACAUAUUAAGAUUGUGUAUUUCCUUGUCUGUAUGGAAUACAGUAUAUGCCAGACCUCCUUAUGCCUAGACAUGCCCCCUCCCCUCUGAUGUUCAUCAAUACUUCUUAUAGCUACUUAACAAUUCUUAGCAUUAGUUUGAGAAGCACUUCAGAGCAUCGUUUACUCUCUUAAAGACAUCUUUGUGCACGAGCAAGCUAUUGAUCCGACUUUUGCGAUUCAUAGGAUGAUUAAGUAGCUAUCUUCUCCUCCUGCCUGCCUCUUUGUCUGCCAGCCCUACUGUCUACUCACUUCAGAUUCCUUUUGAAGAUAUAGCUGGUUACUCCCAUUCAUUAACUACAGUUCAGUGUAUGCAUGCCACUACAGUUUGAGCAGAGGAGGAGGACAUGAGCACUGGGCUUGAAAGCAAACCGCAGGAGAGCGUACUGUAUCUGUUACAUUCAUGUAGUAUACAUUGGAAAUACAAGAGCUCAGAUGUGAUGAAAUGUGAUCAUCUAAUCAAUACAUAAUGAAGGCCAACGUACACGUUUGCCAUUAAGGGAUAUAUAUGUUUCUCAUAAGCGUCUCGGUAAGCCUCUUAGCUCGAUAUAUUUCCCAAGGUGUGAUCAUCUGGAUCGCAUGACCUUGUGUAGAAAAAGCCUGAUGUACUGGUAUUGCUAAAGGGAACAGUCCAGGCUAAAUUUAGUCAAGGGGUUUACACUGAUGUCCUGUCUCCUGCUGCUGCUGCUGCUGAUGGCUCGUUGUAAUUCUGCAUGUAGCAUACCCUGACCUUGAGAUACAGCCAAGGGAUGAGAAGCAAGAUUGUCAGGCUUGCAUUGAUUGUUCCUUUUACAAUGACACUUCUGAAUCAAGACGUGUAGAGCGAGUGCAGAGAGAGAGAGAGAGCACAGGGGGGAGUGAGAGAGGGUGAGUCAAUGCCACUGUCACUUUCAAACCAGAAGCCACUGUCUCAGAUACAAGAUUGAAUUGCAUUGUGUCCUGCUAAGAACCGCCAUUGGAUUGUUGAGUGUAAUUACCCAGCAUGAAUUACUGUGCCUUUUCUCUUCUCUGUCCACUCUCCUCCUCGUCUUUUCCCUACCCUUUCUCCUUUGUUUCUUCCUGGCUGGACCCUCUAUGUUUUCUCUGCUCAGUGGGUGGCUCUGGCCUCACUCUUCUUCAUUCUGGUGUCUAUUACCACCUUCUGUCUGGAGACCCACGAGGCCUUCAACCCCAUCAUCAACCGCACUGAGCAUGAGUUGGUGAAUAACGUCACAAUUGAGCACACCUACCAGGAGACCGAGACGGCGCCCUACCUCACCUACAUCGAAGGAGUUUGUGUGGUUUGGUUCACUUUUGAGUUUCUAAUGCGAAUAACUUUCUGCCCAAAUAAAUUUGACUUCAUACGGAAUGCCCUAAACAUCAUCGACUUCGUGGCUAUCCUGCCCUUCUAUCUGGAGGUUGGCCUAAGCGGGCUCUCGUCUAAGGCAGCUAAGGACGUGUUGGGUUUCCUGAGAGUUGUCCGUUUCGUUCGAAUCCUGCGUAUCUUCAAGCUGACCCGUCACUUUGUGGGACUAAGGGUGCUGGGCCACACCCUGAGGGCCAGCACCAAUGAGUUCUUGCUCCUCAUCAUCUUCCUUGCCCUCGGUGUCCUCAUCUUUGCUACUAUGAUCUACUAUGCUGAACGGAUUGGAGCUAACCCCAACGACCCUCGAGCCAGCGAACACACACACUUCAAGAACAUCCCGAUCGGAUUCUGGUGGGCUGUAGUGACCAUGACGACUCUUGGCUAUGGAGACAUGUACCCGCAGACAACCUCCGGUAUGCUGGUUGGAGCCCUGUGCGCCCUGGCUGGUGUGCUCACCAUCGCCAUGCCCGUCCCUGUGAUUGUCAACAACUUUGGAAUGUAUUACUCGCUGGCAAUGGCAAAACAGAAACUACCAAAGAAAAAAAAUAGGCAUAUCCCUCGGGCACCCCAACCAGGUUCUCCAAACUUCUGUAAGUCCAGCAUCAGCUCCCAACACCAGAGCCCCAUCGCCCAUGACGACGUUUUCGAGAUAAAGUUUCAAGGUAGGAAACAAGCAUACUUUGAUAAAGUGUUUGAUUAAUCAUCAUAUCUAUGUACUGCUGUCCCACUGUUUCAUUAUUUGUCUGUUCCCACGCUUCAAUCAGCUGAUGAUUCAGGUAUGAGAUCAAAAAAACGAGUUUCACACCAAAAAUCACAACAUGCAUGAUGAAGUGCAUUUUUUGGAUAGAGACUUUUUUUUGGAUAGACACUUGGUAGUCUUGUCAUUGAUUUCCUAAUCAUCAUAAUACUCAUUUUUAUUUAUCCAUAAGGACAUGUAGAUGCCAGGGUUACUGAAUUUUCACUUAAGUCCUUCUGUUGGGAUUGACACCAAGACAUAUUGACCCUUGAUGCAGUUUGUGCUCAUAAACAAAUAGAACAACAGAGUGCAAAGCAAACAUAAGAGAGAAGCUGUACAGUAACAUUAUAGUAAAUAAGGUUUUUAUGUAAGAGUUAAUCCCUUAGGGCAUUCAAGUGGCACAACAUGAAAAGUGACAAUACAUAUACUGUACAUAUAAAAAAAAGGCUGGCAUGUGAAACCAGAUAUGUUUCCUUUCUUUUCCUGUCUUCGUUGUUUCCUUAUAAGAUUCCAAGCUUAACGGUGAGGCAGCUAACGCAGCUCUGGCCAAUGAGGAUUGCCCUCAUAUAGACCAGGCAAUAUCUCCGGAGGAAAUCUUCAGCCCCAGCGAGAGAGAGCGGCCCUGCUUCCUGGUCACCACUGCUGAACGCCCCAACCACACAGGGGGCAGAGUGAGGAGGGGUACGUACAGUAACAGCCAAUCACAGGCCCCUGUGAGACACUGACACCCUGUAGACCUUAGACAGGAUAUGUUUUCCCUCUCUGCUGAGUGUUACACCUCAGUUCCACUAGGGCACAUACACACACUAACGUGCAGACACACAACUGCAAACCUCUUUUUACAACCUUCACACACACACACACACACACACACACACACACACACACACACACACACACACACACACACACACACACACACACACACACACACACACACACACACCAACAGCAACUGCUUCUCCUCAAUCCUUCCUUUGGGAAAUGUAUAUAGUCCAAGUCACAAUAGCAUCUGUUCAGGCCAAGCACAAUCACCACAAAUGUCAAUACUUGUCCACAUCUACAUAAUAUAUUUUUUGAUACCAUGCAUGAUGUAAUAUCACUAUCUAUUUAUGAGUAAGAAAGCUAUUUUCGAGAUUUAUAAGAUCCAGAAUGUGUUGUCUUACAUGCCCAAAAAGUGUUUUAUGUGCUACGUGUGUACCAUGUAUGUAUAUGUGUUUUAAUGAUAAAUACCAUGCAGGAUCCUGACUUAUGAGUACAUUGCUCUUGACCAUUACGGUGCAUGAAGUGUCUUGCUGAUGGGUGCUAUCAGUAUGGUGAAGGAGCACAACACAAAUGGAGGAAGGCUGAGGUCAAAUAUUAAAUUCUAGUUUACUGAUUUGCACACUUUAAUACAAAGGUUCAAUCCUCUUUAUCUAUCUUUAAUAAGCUACAAAACAUUCCUCUAAGUCUCUAGCUGCAUGUGCGGCCGGCACAUGAACACUAUAAAAUUCUACCUGUAGCUAUGAAUACAUUCCCUGCCCGAGAGUGCCUACCUUUUCCAAGUCUUUUACAGUGUUAUACUCCAAACCAUUCCAGUACCACCCGGUGCAUGCUGUUGUACUCCUGAUGCACUAAAUGCAUGGAGAAUAAUAACCUGUCUGAAGUCUGUGUUGACCUGUUUCUCUGGAGACAAAAACAAGAAAGCAACAGGUGUAGUAUAACCAGUGAGGAACACCAAAAAACAGUCUGUCAUGGAUCCAGUGCUGCAGUGUACUCAGAACGUUCUCUGUUUUUCAACUGAAGGUUAUGAAAAGCCUUGGAGCCUUAACAGCAUGUCUGGCAUGAGCGGGGAUGCCUCUGGAGUGUCCUCAGUGUCCGCCCUGCCCUGCAGCCCACCCUGUCUUAUGCAGCACUCACAUUCUCCCAUCCCAUCCAUUAUGUAGCAUGGUUGAGUAGCAGACACAAUGCCAUUGGAAGGCCAGUCCACACACCUCUUUCUUACCUUUCCUGUCAGAUUUUUGCUUUUACACUUGCCUUCGCUCCCGCUUUUCUCAUUUUUUUAAUUCUUUAUUUUUCUUGAAUACUGUAUCUUAACUGUGCUAAUACUCAAGCUUCCCAAGUGUUCUCCUUGGGUGUGUCAUCAUAUCCUAGACAAGAAAACAUUGGCACAUGCCACUCUGCAUGGGUCACCUCAGUUGCAGACAAAGCACUGUUUAGCUUCUACCACAGGCUAACCCCUCUCUUUUUCUGUGUUUACAUCAUUGCCUGUUGCUCUGUUGCUUUUGAUCUCACAUACUCUUCUGCUAAUAACUUUCCUCAUCUGCUUUUUACAAUUUUGUGAAAGAAAUUUUCAUAAGAUGUAAACCUUGCAAACAAUAUGCUGGACAUUACCGAUACAUGGCUUUGAAACACAUCCAAAAGGUAUCACUGCCAGCUGUUAAGAGAACUCCUAUUAAGUGCUUUGUAUGUUGCAAAGUAGAGACGUUACCAUUCUGAAAGUGGGAUUAGACAAGACUUAAUGUUCUGAGUGGCCAUAAAAACAAGAUUAUGAUGUUCUUGAUGUCCAAUGCAAUAGGGAGAUGGUGGCAAUUCUUAUGAUACUAAUGAUGGAUACACCAUGUCAAAAGAACUAAAACUGUUUGCUCAUUUGCAUGAAGUGCAUGAGAAAUUAUGUUCAACAAGACGCAAAGUCUUACGCAGAAACUGUAAGAAAAAGAAAAAAAAAAAACAUUUAUUCUCUUUUAGAUUCUUAAGUAUUUCAUUCUUUAUGCAGUUUGAGACAGCUUUACAAGAGACUCAGUCCUAGCAGAGAUUUUUAUGUAGCUGCCAUUCUUUGCCUUUCCCCAAAAUUCAUACAUUUAUUUUAUUGUACUUAUUUGACUGGGGCCUCCAACUAAAAUAGCGUGAUUCAACUUGAAGUACUUGUCAUAAAGCCAACUAAUGCUGUUAUGAGCAUAAAUAGUUUUAUAUCAGUAUAUUUACAAGUAGUAAUGAGUUUUUAAAACAGUAUCGGUAGUGUGCAGCGAUGCAUUAUUGCUGUGAUGCCUAGACAAAGGCCAUAAUUAUAAAACAAUGGUGCCUUUUUACAUGGCGAGGCAAAGUUCAAGUGAGAAAUAAAUUGACAUAAGAGCUCCUAGCGUAGCAUCUACACACUUUAUACCAUGCUCAUAACAGUGUGAUGAAAGCUUUAUUUUAUAAGGUGCACUUUAUAACUCUGGCACCACACUUGUAACCUUAAUCACAGCAAAAACGCCCUCUUUGUAAUCACUCUUACACCAACCAAUACAUAUAUUUAACCUCAAGAAUGAUAUGUAUUAAUGCAAAACCAGCUUAAAAAUGACUUUUAAGUCCCCAUUUUUUUCAAAACAAUUAUGACUAAGCACAAACUUUAUACUAGGGGACCAGGCAACUCUACAGAGCCACAAAAAUUAAUCUCCUAUCAGCCAGGGACGUCACGAUGACUCCUGGUGUUUGUAUGCCUUUUACUUUAAAACAUCAAUACUGUUAUUGUCACAUGUAUUAAAACUGUCCCAGUAAUUAUGCACAGUUCUUUCAGGGCACUUUAAAGAAAAAAUACAUUGUUUUGACCAAUUAGAAAAUGAUAACUUCAAGAAGAAGAAGUAGAAGUAUAGCAAGUCAUUCAAGUUUUGUUUCUAUUCUGAAUGAGCAGAGUUUAACGUUUCCAGUCAUGUCUCUUGUGGUUAUUAACGUUAUAUAUUUGAAAAAAAAAAUUGUGAAAAUUUGAUGUGAACAGAUGCAGGUGAAUUAUAUGCUCAUGCAAUUCAAGUGAAAAAAAAAGUAUCAUGCGACACAGUAUGGGAUGUGGGUCUACUUGGGGAAAGGUAAAUGCAUGUAUUUUACAUUUAUGCAACAGAAAAGUAUUCAAAUAAAAUAUGUAAAUAUAAGUCCUUGCAUGAAAUAAAUUUUGUACACAAUGAGCGUUUAGACUCCGUUUUUAUUGAACUACACUUGCAUACAUACAACUUCCUCUUCCAAAGGCUGUUUGACCCUCUUUUCUACAUGUGCCUGGGGUCAAAGAAAGCCUAACAAACAAGGUGACUGUGAAAGCAUGACGCAGAGUCGCAUGACAAUGACCAACUACUGUAUAUCAAUCUGUACAACGCAGCAUGAUUGGGCAUGUGUAUUAACCGACUCAGAGUCCAACCUCUGCACACAGACAGUACAUUGUUGUCUGAUGCCUUGGCUAAGCAUGGGAUACACAUGGUAAACCCGUGGUUUACCAUGAGGAACUAACGGAGCACAUUUUCUUUACUCUUCAAGCUAGUGUCAUUUCCCACCUCACCCUGCACCUCAGAGGUAUCCAUCAUCGCCAUCAUUUCCGUCAUUAUACAUAAUUUGUGUAAUAAUUUAUUUUUGUUAUUGUUUUUUUAUAUGUUUAUAGAGACCCAGCGACAGCACCGGAGCAGACAACCAACAGAGUCAGUUUGUGUUAUGAACCAUGGUGUACCUACCACUAUGUGUAUGACCCAUAAUGGCCCAUCACCCACCUGAUAGUGCUGUAGCAUUGUUGUGUGUAUUAAUUAGUAUUUUUCAAUGGGUGUGACAGUGACAACCUGUGCAUCACAAACUCAGCAUAGAUGUAGCACUGAGGAAGUUUUGUUGUCAAGCCUUAUGUAGCUCAGUUUCUGUGACUGGUUACUGUGUUGUAAUUUGUGUGCCUAUUUUUGGUGUGUGCCAGUGCUGUAAAUACGCUUUUUUGUGUGCUGAAGUUGUGUGUACCAAUGUUUUUUGAGUGAUCAUCAAAUAUUUGUGUGCUGCUUCUGUUUUGAAAAAAAAAAAAGAAAUGUUGCUCCGAUCUUGAUCACCGACCCUACGCCCCACUCCUCAAGCAAAAACCUAACCACUCAUCAUGUCAGCCAAACUAAACAGAUGAAAACAAAUUGUUAACUUUUGCACUGUCAUGGUCACAUCUUUGUAGACUUUUGCACUGUUUUGCACCAGUGAACUUAUGACAUUCCUUUGAUAUGUUUUCAGGCAUCAAAGAGAUAACGGGAAAAAAAGAUCAAGCUAAAAUAAAAAGAAUUAAGACACACCACUUUUACUUUUUACUAAUGAGGCAUUAAAAUGGUGAGAUAUUUGGAGUUGAUCAUACCCACAAAGCAGCCAUCUUCCUCUGAUGUCAUGCUCCGGAUGGGAGGUUUUAACACUGUCUAACCGUUGUACUACUAAAGUCUGUGUUUCAAGUUCUACAAACUAAAGUAAAUCUGACAACUUUUUUGACUCUCUGAUGAGUCUGAUGCCCCCGUGAGAAGAAAUCUUGUAACAUAAGGAAAACAGCAUAUUUUAUAACAUAGAAGCUCCCAUCUACAAACAGCUUUCAACCACUUCCUUCAAAGCAUAAUCACUGUAAGAGUGCCUGUAACCCUAACGCUAAUGGUAGAAUUAGCUUUUUGACCUUGCCACUGAGUAAUUUCCAUAGACUGUAUAUAAAAUGGACAGAGUCUGCCUCCUCGCUGGGUGAAGCCACUCCGAGAACAGCACCCUCUGUUGAUGGGCUGUAGUAUAGGUCAUAAAUCUCGCCUCCGCCAGCAAAGCUUAUGGGGCUGUGGGCAAACUUUAGAAACUUAUUACACAGAACAUAAACUUUUCUCCCCCCUGCUUGUGAUGUUGACAUGUAGUUACAGUAAGACUGGUUUGUACUCAAGUCCUCUUUUUUUCUGUGAAGCUCCGUUUUUAAAAGUUAUUAGGGGUUCAUCUUUUCUUUGAUUGACAGCUGGUACAGCCUAUUGGCGUUCAGGGAUUGCGUAGCUCUCCCGGGGGAUACGCUGUUUGAGCCUAGCGUCACCACAGUGACUCUCUGCGACUCUCCCACUGAAUGCGCCCAACGCUACUGCGCAGCACUGGUUUCAGGAAAUGAAGAAAAAUCCCGGAAAUACCGAGAGAUUUUUGACUUCGGAACCAAGUUGUCCGUAGUAUAUACAGUCUAUGGUAAUUUCACAUUAUAACGGCAUAGGUUUCACCCUAGCUUCAACAUAGUCAAAUGCUAAAAUUUACUGUUUCUAAUCACCAUAGAAUUUUAAAUUUGAAAAAUGUCAGGAUUUUCUUUGAGAUUUUUCUUUUUAUCUUUUUAAGUGAUUGAUGAAUCAUGAACAUGAUAAAAUUAUGCCAAACUUUCUAUCUUUAUACCACUUUGUACACUCAACCUGGAAAAUAACUUUAUCACACCAGCUUUUAAACUUUCCAUCCUGAGCAUGACAUAAGAAGAACGUGUCUGCCUUGUGAAAUUGAUAAAUCCAAGACUAAAUGAUUAAGAAAAUCUAAAAUGCUAAGGUUGUUUAUAAAAGAAUAAUGCUUAUUGGAUACUGAUCGAACGUUUACAUAUCUUCACAUGUGGCUAAAGUUUGAUUUACGUUUACAGCUCAUAUAUAAAAUACAUAAACUCAUAUUAAUUUUACAUUUUUAUCGACAAUCAUGUAGAAUUUGAUUGUUAUUCUUUUUCUGCACGUAUGAAAAUAACUCCAUUAGUAUGUAAUACUUAACAACGCCAAAUCAUUAUACUCAUUACACUGGACAAGUGCCUCUGUUAUGCAAAUCCUUCUUAUAAUUCAUCAUAUUAGUAUAGCUCAGCAGACAUGAUGAAUGAAUAUAUAUUUAUUUCUAAUGAGCCAUCAAUCACCAGCCGUCGAAACACGUAUCAACUAAGAACACACACACACACGCACAAAAGAACCCCCAUAUGCAUCGGUUUCUACAGUUAAGCGAUCACAUGUAAGACGGAAACAAAAAACAAAAAGAAGGAGAGCCAUUGAGUCAACAGAACAACUUCAUUGUUUGCGUAGAAAAGUUAGUGUAAAGGGACCAACUUUUUACCAAACAGCUGCAAACACACUGCCAACAGCCUACUGUGCAGUCAGGAACACCAGAUCAGCAUCUGCCGACAGGGCUGAGAACAAAUGAGGGUGUGUUGCUCAUUGUCCACCACACACACACAAACAAACAAACAAACACAAUCGCACAUAAACACAAAAAACAGCUGUUUUCAUGGAACAAAUCAAUUACACAACAAAGAGGCAACUAAUGUGUGCCGUUUAGUGAGACUUCAGAGUGUGUGUUUUGAACACUGUAUUUUGUGGUUAGUUAUCUCAAUAAGGUGUUCAGUGAUUGUUUUGAUUGGUUUGUUGUUUAGGGAUUUUUGUGUCUUUUUUGACAAAUACAGUUCAGGCUUGUACAAUAAAUAGUGAUAAAUAAAAAACACAGAAAUUAUCAUUUUUUAAUGAGUGUUGAUUUUUUUUUUAAAUCCAGGUAAAAGCAAUUUAAUCUAAUAUUUAAGCAAAUAACUUAGUUUACAGAUUUUAUUUUUUAUUGUUGUUGUUGUUGAGCUGCAUUAAAAAAAAAGUUUAAAAUUAACUGGUAAAUAAAUUGCAAAAAUAUAACACAUGAACCACUCUUGGUCCUGUCAUUACCCUCGACCACAGCAAAGGCACCAGACCUGCAGUUGGUCCCGGUUUGCUGCACUGCAGGUGUGCACAGCUUAUAAAUAUGCAAGUUGGGUCAAACACAGCGGACAAACUUCCCUCAAGAGGGAUUAACGAAGAAUACAGUGUGAAAGUGGUGCAGACGAGACUAACAGAACAUCAAAGAAUAUGACACAGACUGACAAGGGUACAAAAAUGUGACGGACAGCGUCCUAAACAAAAAAUGCUGUGUUAGCGGUAAAUCAUGAGAUGGCCGAGAGAAUUUCAGAAUGAAGUGCAGAGAUUGACUGCCUCCUGACACUCAAGAUCACAGCAAUAAAACAGCUGACAUGAGGAAGAUGGAGCUAUAGCAGCAGUCCAGCCCAUUCCUCACAUGGUCCAUAACGGCCUCACUCAGGGGGACAAACAUGGCAGGUGGACCAGAAGCAGUAAGCAUUGGCCAUGUCCUGCAAAGCCAUCGGCUCCCAUCAUGUCCAUCAAAGUGAUGGGUUAGUGAUGGUCAGAGAAAUGAUGGCCUCUGUCCUCAUGUGACAUAACUCAGCCUGUGUCCAAGCACACGGCUACAUUUAUGAUUAUAGUAAAGUAACUGAAAACCGGCCUUUUCAUGAAUAAGACACAAGAUCAGGUAGAAUUUUAUAGAUUCACAAAUUCUGUCUGUUUAUCUCGUCUCAAAGUGCAACACGCUGAACAGAGUAUCAUUUGUCAGUGUUACUGGAGUGGAAUCUUUGCAGAGUUCUGACUUGAGUCAGUCAUCUCAGUGCACACUGCCAUAGAGUGUCCAGCCCCACAGCCAAUGAGAAGAGGUUUGAGUCCAGAAACAAGCUGCGGCUGAAGGACGUUGGUCUCUGAACCGUCUCCACACAUCCCGUGUUCGUUCCAGCCCCAGGAGACGAGACUCCCCCCUGAAAAGGAGAGGGGUUGGGGGUCAGUGGAACUAACAGCGGAGUGGCUGGGCUGCAGCACCGUACCAUGUAGACUAAAAUUAGCAGCCUGGAGGAAAAAAAAAACUCAGAGCCCAAAACACAAAAGGCAUGCAAAUAUACACACACAGACACUCACAUACACACACGUACAUGCAUGCAUCCAUGCACAGCCUCUCUUUUCCCCACACUGACACUCAGCCAGUAAUAAAGACUCCCUGCUCUUCACAGCUGGUGAGGUGUUGGUGGGUGUGGUCAGGUCUGCAUCACCGAGAAGACACGUGCCAUGGCAACACAGUUACCUAAUAGGCUCCAUUGCCAUGGCAACAGAAGAGAGCUUGCCUUCUCAAGGGUAACAUAUCUUCAAGCUUUCCCCAUCCUGCAGUUGUGUGUAUGUGUGCGUCUUUCAUGCUACUGUUUUCAUUUAUUUCACAUCUUGCAACUUCUUUUGUCUUUGUGCGGUUCUGGUUUGUCUCAGUGGCAUCAAAAGAUACUGAUUUGCCAAGUGACACAUAUGCUUUCGCCCGUAAAUGACCAAGAUAUCAUGCCAGCAGCUUAUGUCAGUGUGAAAUUUUGCCAGAUAGGAGCUUAUGCACUGAACAAAAACAUGUAGCCAGGGUUUUUAAAAUAAUGCAUGUUCUUCUUAUGCCAUCUUAGAUUUAGGUUAUUCAGUAAACAUCCUGAUUACAUCAUUGGAUGUGUUGAAUUGUUUUGUUCUUUGGGAGAAAAAAAAACCUUAUUUUGGUGCUGUGCUUAAUUCAUGGACUCACUGACUGGAGUACAGCACAUCAGUGUUUCCAUGGCAACAAAGUGCCUGCACAAUAUUCUGCACUAAAAAGGGCUUAAAAUCAAGACACUCAAACCAAAAUCCCUUUCUUUGUAAACAAAUCCUGACCUUGAAUUUUACAUUUAAAUGCUUCAAAUCUCACACUAGAUUAACAGCAGCACAGUGAUGUAAACCACUGCAGGCAUCUAUGUUAGCAUAACUAUGACACCAUACUAUGACCAAUAACAGCAUCUUAUCUAAGGUCUUUGUCCUUAUACAUCCCUGUCAAGUUCAGAAUGUUCACAUAACAAAAAAUCUUUCCUCAGAUUGGAUGAGCUGUGCCCACAGCGUCUUUGGCCCCACCUUGACCACCGAUGAUGAAUUUCAUACUUGAGGAGAACUCCUCAGGUGCAAAUGGGCAAAAGCUGAGCAGGCAACAGAUAUCAUGAGCAGCAGCAUGCAAUGCUCUCCGUUCCUUUCUGCCUGACCUACUUCAGCACCAGAAAUAGCUGCACUCAGGUCUCUGCUUCCAAUCCUGUUUUGCUAUUUCAUUGCUCCUGCCACUGCGCUUGAGACAGGAGGAGGAAAAAGAGGAGAGCGUGGCACAGGAGGUGCACCAGGUUCAACUGAGCUCUCCCUUUAAUGGUUCUGCUUUCUUAUCACAAAACUGAACUUCUGUCGACACAGAGAAGUGCUUUGCAAGAACUGUCAUUAUGACGGACAGCCUGUGUUAACAGUUUCCAAAUCAUGAUGGUGUAUCCAGUUAACUGUAAAUUAGUCAGAUCAUUAAAAGUGGAAGGCCAUUUGCUCAUCGAAAUACCAGCAAUGUCAAGCGACUCCUCUUUGGUGGAGCCGCUUUGGGUGUUUCUGUGCUUAUUUAUAUUCAUGCAGAUGUGAAAAAAAAACUGGGCCAGUGUUCAAAAUUUAAUGCAAAAGAUUUUACUUCCAAAAAGGGAGCCACUUCGGAGAAGAAGAAGACUUUUGGCAAGCCUGCAAGGAAACUGAGCAAGCUUGUUUUCCAUCUGAUGACUGAAUAACAAACAACCCUGCAUUUCUAUUUGUUUAGGAUUCUUGAAGGGAUGUGACUGCAGUGUCAAUAUUCUGUUCUUAUGAGCAAAAAGAAAGGCAGCCCUCCAGACAAUCUGCAACUAGAAAAACAUGCCUGUAAAUGUGUGUGUGCUUAAUACAGCUUUUAACAGGCUUGUUCAAGCAAAUGGCUCUGUCAGUGAUACCCAUCUGCCCGUACUGUAAUUACUUCCUGAUGCAAAAGGCCACAGAGCAAAGAGCUGACCUCUGAAAUCCUCUACAGCAUUACCAGAAGGAUUAAUAUUUCACACUGAUGUUUAACUGUAAUGAAUGAGACUGUUCUAUGCUAACUCUUUAGUACCGGGAGGAGGAUAACUUGAAACAGUUUAGCGGUGCCUAUGUGCAAUCCCUGUUCUUUUAUGCAGUGAGUACUGCGGUCAUGUCAGGCCAAAGUGGAGUCUUUUGUUCCAGCUGUUUGCACGUACUUAAAUCUUUUGUAGUUCAAACUUUUUCUGCUUAAUUUCCCAGAACCCUCUUUCUCUCGUCGUACAUUUCUAGUGCAUUUGUGUUUAAUCUUGUUCUAAAUAAAUGCUUAUCUAUUUUUCUGCAUCAAUACGUGUUCUGAUAUCAGCAAAUUGUUAACAGUUUUUCAGCAUGGGAAGAAAAGCGUUCCGAAAAUGUGAGGAAAGUUUUGAGAGACAACACAUACCUACAAUGGCGAGGUUAUGUUCUGAUCCACAAGCAAUCUGUGGAGGAAAAGGUUUUAAAAGUGUUAAAAAUGCAUGUUUAGAACAGACAGCCAAUGUUAGGAUUGUAAUAUCCAAGAAUUGUCAUGCCAACAUGGAUACUGAAAUAUUUUGUGACCAAACCUGCUCUGAAAGUUAAAUAAAGUGCCAUGUGUCAA
Messenger RNA from Xyrichtys novacula (pearly razorfish), 17841 nucleotides. The record is from the annotation of a GenBank genome assembly. Lineage: Eukaryota; Metazoa; Chordata; Actinopteri; Labriformes; Labridae.